Messenger RNA from Paramuricea clavata, 1236 nucleotides. The record is from the annotation of a GenBank genome assembly. Lineage: Eukaryota; Metazoa; Cnidaria; Anthozoa; Malacalcyonacea; Plexauridae.
AUGGCAGAGACAAACCGACAGCUAUCAGCAAGUUUGGCUCGUCAAAAUCUUCCAAAGUGCCAUCCCGACGUGUUUAGUGGUGAUUUUGCAAUGUUUCACGCUUGGAAGAAAGCAUUCCAGGCUACGAUUUACGAUGCCGAAAUAUCGCCAGAACAGGGGAUAAACUACUUACAUAAAUAUACAUCUGGAGAACCCCAGAAACUUAUCGACAAUUAUCGUAAGCGAAUAGAUGACAACCAAUUUAAAGUUAUUAAAGAACAGUGGAGCGAGAUGGAGAGACGCUUUGGAAACGUAGCUGCAAUCACGAACGCCCUCCUUCAACGCCUCGAGGAUGCCUCACGGUUCGGUGAGAAAGAUGCGAAGAAACUUAAGGAAUUCUCAGAUCUCUGCGAUAACGUGAGCGACCAGAUGAAGCAACUCCCUGGCCUCAAAUGUCUUAACUACCCGAAUGUCAUUCGCCCAUUGGUCAUGAAACUGCCAGGUCAUUUACAGCGAAAAUGGGAUGAGCGAGUCGUGGAAUUUGCCUCUACGAAUUACGAUCUAUAUCCGAUCUACUUCGAAGUGUUCGCUAGAGAAGUUCGAAAGUACGCGCGACUAAAAAACCACCCGAACGUUACAGUAUAUGAGAAUAUGAGAACAGACAUCCCUCGAUCGGGAAGAAAAGAUCGAUACAAAGACGAAGAUCACAGAAUUUUAAAAGGGAACACCGAAAGCCCGAGUCCUAGCAGCGAAGAAAAACAUUGUUAGUUCCACGAUCGUCAAGGUCACGACAUCUUAGAGUGCAAAGCUUUCGCAAGGAAGACUUUACAACAAAGAUCGGAUUGGACGAAAAAGUCGGGUCUCUGCUUUCGAUGCUUCGCUAAAGGUCAUACUGCAAAGAACUGUAAAGUACCGGUAAAAUGCCAGAAAUGUGACAGUGCACGACACUUGACACUGUUUCACUUUGAACAACAGAAAAAACCAGGAAGGGAAGACCAGAAAGAAGAAGUAACAUCGUCUUGUACCGAACUAUGUUCAGGAACACAAGGACUUUCGUGUAGCAAGAUUGUCCUAUUAGACGUUUUCCUCGAACGAGAACCAGAUAAAGUGCAUCGAGUUUAUGCUAUCAUAGACGAACAAAGCAACGCUUCUAUGAUAACCCCAAAGUUAGCAGAUAAGCUUGGAUGUACCGGCCCAAGAGAGAAAUACCUUCUGUCUACGUGUGGUGCAUCUACGUGUGUUUCGUACUCAAAGUAA